UCUAUUGUGAUUUUAGCCACCAAAAUAAGAACACCACCUUGAAAGCGUAGUAUUUACAAAAGUCCCUAAGCGGCAAACACUCUGUUUAACAGUGAAAAUGAAUGUGUAUUCAUGGUUUCGACUUAGCAAAAAGGGAUCUUCAUCGCAAUCAGCAACGACAACGGCAACAAGCAAUCAAAACGAUGAAGAACAGUUGUAUGGAAUCACUGAGGAGUUGAUUGAUCUCAUCAAGUCGUUCACUCUUGAAACAUUCAAGAGCUUCAAUCUCCAAGAUGAACAAGGAGCCAAUGAUGGAGCUGAAUCAACUUCUGGGAAUAUACAAAAGGAUUUGUCUGAUUGGCAAGAGAAACAUGCCGUCCUUGUCCUAUCAAGGUCCAAGGAACUAUCACAACUUAGGUUUAGAUUAUGUCCUCGCUACUUGAAAGAAGGACAAUUUUGGAGAAUUUAUUUUAUCCUUGUGAAGAACUAUGUUGCAAAAUAUGAGUUACAUGCCAUACGAAUGGAGAAACUUAAACAGAUUGCAUCAGAGAAUAAGAAAAAAGACUCAAAUACAAAUGGAUAUGAAGUUGAAAUGUUGGAAUCAAGAAAGCCUACACAUCCGGAUCCUACAACUUCCCUUAAAUAGAAGGUGAAUCAUUCCAAAAAUCAAAACGGAAACAAGUUCAACGUAGUUGUUAGUUGUUCUUCCAUAUUCAUGAAACAUGAUUUUUUAUGUAUUUUUUUUCUUUUGUAUAUACUUUUUAAGGUUACAUCCUCUUGAAAGCA
Molecule: messenger RNA, 765 nt
Organism: Lactuca sativa (garden lettuce)
Lineage: Eukaryota; Viridiplantae; Streptophyta; Magnoliopsida; Asterales; Asteraceae
Product: BSD domain-containing protein
Source: RefSeq, a predicted model, not a curated record